Molecule: messenger RNA, 2016 nt
Organism: Aedes aegypti (yellow fever mosquito)
Lineage: Eukaryota; Metazoa; Arthropoda; Insecta; Diptera; Culicidae
Product: zinc finger protein 239-like
Exons: 4
Coding region: 130-1905 (591 amino acids)
Biological process (GO): regulation of transcription by RNA polymerase II
Cellular component (GO): nucleus
Molecular function (GO): RNA polymerase II cis-regulatory region sequence-specific DNA binding; zinc ion binding; DNA-binding transcription factor activity
Source: RefSeq, a predicted model, not a curated record
UUUUUUUACUGUGUCCGGUCUGUUGUUGUUGAUUGAUUCGUUGUUUACAUGGUUUGGAUCAACAUUUCUUGAAGGGAUACUUUGAUUUGGAUUAUCAAAGCUCGUAGUUGGAGUAUCAACUAAAACAUUAUGGAUUGCUGCCGGGUUUGCUUGGUAGACGAAGCUGACGUAUUCCUGUCGCUAUUUUCCAAGUCCGACCAAAUCUCGAUCUCGGAAAUGAUCAAUGAGCUGACCGGAUUGAAGAUUUUGAAAGGCGACGGUCUUCCUCGGUUCAUUUGCAAGGAGUGUUCGGAAGACAUUAAGAAAUGCUACAGGGUACGGCUCAAGUGCUUGGAAUCCGACCAACAGCUACGCAGUACUCUAGAGCAAACGCAUAAAAGAAUGAAAAUGGUGGAAUUCUAUCUCCAGAAAGAGAUACAAAAAGGGGAAUCAGCUGGAGCGGAAAAAAUGACCGAUGAUAUAUCUCCUGAGGUUUUGAAAAAUGUCAUAUGCGAUGACAAACUGAUGAAAAUGCUACCUUCUGAAGAUGAACCGAAGAAUCUUGCUGUGGGGUCCGACUCACUGAUCAUUACAACUGUGCCACCAGUUUCUGAAAAUGUGCAGGUGGCUCUAAAUCAAGUUAUCAUUAAACAAGAAAGCAACGUCGAUUUGUUAGUCGAAAACGUAUCUCAGGACGAUGAGGAUGUCAAUGAAGAAGUAGUAGAAGAAGAAGAGGAAGAGGAAGAAAGAAACUCGUACAUUGAGGAAGAAACAUUGGAGGAAAAUGUUUCAUCAGAGAAGCUACCAAAUGAGGAGUGUAUCACUUCGAAUCAGAACGUGGUUGAAGAAGAACUUGAAUAUUCCGAAGUAUAUUUGGAAAUGAAUGACGAAAGUCCUGAAGGAGAACAUUACACCAUUACAACAGAGGAGGAAGGUAAUGUAGAACAGGUAACCAUUGUUGAUAAAGUUGAUUCAGAUUGCUCCCAAGAGGAAGAUUCCGGUAAAUUUAUUUGCUGCGGCUGUAAAAUGCAAUUUAGUUCAAACGAAGAACUAUUGCAGCACUCAGCAGAUGAGCAUGAAAAAAUGAGACUGAAGCGUAGUGCAAAACCGUUUGAGUGCAACAUAUGUUUCAAACGAUUUCUCAGCGAGGCUCGAUUGAUUCUCCAUCAGUCUUAUGUGUAUCGGGAGAAAAAUCACGUUUGCGACAAGUGUAGCUCUCGUUUCACGUGUCGCGGUUCGUUACUAAACCAUAUGAAAACACAUGCUGAUCGGACUUACUUUUGUGAAGAUUGUGAUAAAUCUUUCCACACAAGUAGCACAUUGAAGUCUCAUCGUCUGCUGCACUCUGAGUCGAAGCAGUUCAAAUGUCCUGCAGAAGAUUGCGAUAAAAGUUUCCUCAGAAAAUCUGACCUGCAUAUCCAUCUCGUAUCACAUUCCGACGAACGCCCCUUCGAAUGUGAAAUAUGUUCUAGCCGUUUCAAGUCGAAAGCUCACUUAGUGCACCACGGUAAGGUUCAUACCAAAGAGAAGCCAUACAAAUGUAACAAGUGUGACAAAGCCUUCGGAACAUACUCGGCGCGCAAGUUCCACCAGCUGGCUCACGAGGGAAUCCAUCCAUACAAAUGCAGCUAUUGCGAUAAGAUUUAUCAGCGCAAUACGAAACUGCAGGUUCACAUUCGUCGUAUCCAUACCGGUGAGCGUCCCUUUGCGUGCGAUAUGUGCGAAGAUGAACGAUUCUAUCAGAACUGGGAGCUAACUGCCCACAAAAGAAAGGUUCAUAAUUUGGAAGUGACCAAUCAACAGCAUGGACAGAAGGUGGAACCAGACGAUGAUGAGGAGGAUGCAGAAAUGGGCGAGGAAGAGGGCAUGGAGGAACAAUUUGAGUAUGAAUCGAAAGCAAAACGAUUAAAAUCCUCUCCAAAGUAAAAAAGAAGUUUGAUGAAUGAGUGGCAGUGAUCAUUUGUUAACUAAUUGAAUGUUAUACAAUUCAAUGAUAUUAAAAGUUCGUUAGGAAUAAAUACAAUUUUUUCGAGAGGC